AGCCGCCCUCUCUCCGUCCUACCUGUGCCGGAACACACGAGGGGAAAAGCAAGUAAAGACACGUAAAGAUGUAGCUGCAUUUCUGAGGGCAGGGCUGGCAGGAGCAGAGGGCAGCGCGGCCAGGUGCGUGCGGCCGCUCCGCGGGCUGCGCGGGGUGGAUGCGGAGCUGGGCCGCGCCGCCGCCAUGGAGCACAUCCGGAUGCCCAAGGUGGAAAAUGUUCGGUUGCUUGAUCGUUUGUCUUCAAGGAAAUCUGCACUGGGAACUUUGUAUUUAACAGCUACCCAUGUUAUAUUUGUGGAGAAUGAUUCUGAAACUCAUAAAGAAACCUGGAUCCUCCAUAGUCAAAUUUCCUCUGUUGAGAAGCAGGCCACCACUGCCACUGGCUGCCCAUUGCUGAUCCGCUGCAAGAACUUCCAGGUCAUCCAGUUGGUCAUCCCUCAGGAACGAGACUGCCAUGAUGUUUACAUAUCUCUGAUACGUCUGGCACGGCCAGUGAAAUAUGAAGAGCUGUAUUGUUUCUCAUUCAACCCAAAACUGGACAAAGAAGAACGAGAACAAGGCUGGAAGCUUGUGGACCUCAAUGAAGAAUACAAUCGAAUGGGUAUUCCAAACAACUACUGGCAAAUUAGUGAUGUAAACAGAGACUAUGGAGUGUGCGACUCCUACCCUACAGAAGUGUAUGUGCCGAAGUCUGCGACUGCACACAUCAUAGUAGGGAGCUCUAAAUUCCGAAGCCGAAGGCGUUUCCCAGCUCUUUCCUACUACUGCAAGGAUAACAAUGCCUCCAUAUGCAGAAGCAGCCAGCCUUUAUCUGGCUUUAGUGCUCGAUGCCUUGAGGAUGAACAGAUGCUCCAAGCCAUUAGAAAAUCAAAUCCAGGAAGCGAUUUCAUAUAUGUUGUUGACACUCGGCCCAAACUCAAUGCAAUGGCGAACAGAGCAGCAGGGAAGGGAUAUGAAAAUGAAGACAACUACUCCAACAUCAAGUUUCAGUUCAUAGGCAUUGAGAACAUCCAUGUCAUGAGAAACAGUCUGCAGAAAAUGCUUGAAGUUUGUGAGCUGAAGUCGCCUUCCAUGAGUGAUUUUCUGUGGGGCCUAGAAAAUUCUGGCUGGCUGAAGCAUAUCAAAGCCAUUAUGGAUGCUGGCAUUUUUAUUGCAAAGGCUGUGGCUGAGGAAGGUGUGAGUGUGCUUGUUCACUGCUCUGAUGGCUGGGAUAGGACAGCUCAGGUUUGCUCUGUAGCAAGCCUUCUAUUGGAUCCAUAUUACAGAACUAUGAAGGGAUUCAUGGUGCUAAUUGAAAAAGACUGGGUUUCCUUUGGUCACAAAUUUAACCACAGGUAUGGCAAUUUAGAUGGAGAUCCAAAGGAGAUAUCCCCUGUUAUCGACCAGUUCAUCGAGUGUGUUUGGCAAUUAAUGGAACAGUUUCCUUGUGCCUUUGAAUUCAACGAGAGAUUCCUCAUCCACAUACAGCAUCACAUCUAUUCUUGCCAGUUUGGGAAUUUCCUGUGUAACAGCCAGAAGGAGAGACGAGAAUUGAAAGUCCAAGAACGAACAUAUUCAUUGUGGGCUCACUUGUGGAAAAACCGUGCUGAUUACCUGAAUCCUUUGUACAGAGAAGACCACAGCCAAACUCAAGGGACCCUGCACCUGCAGAUGGCUCCAUGCAACUUCUUGUACAAGUUCUGGAGUGGCAUGUACAACCGCUUUGAAAAGGGGCUGCACCCUCGACAGUCAGUCACAGAUUAUCUGAUGGCAGUGAAGGAAGAAACGCAGCAGUUGGAAGAAGAGCUGGAGGUCCUAGGAGAGAGAUUGGCAAAUCUUCAGAAAUCACAAUUAAAUGAUAGUACAGUCAAGAGUAAGCAACAAGACCGGAGCAAACAGUUAGGCCUUUCUACUUCCAACAACAGCUUAGCUAACACACCCCAGGAGUACAGCAAUGAUCUGAAAUCAUUCCCAUCCCGGAGCCCGUCACAAGGAGAUGAAGAGGAUUCAGCCCUGAUUUUGACACAAGACAACCUGAAAAGCUCUGAUCCUGACCUCUCAGCUAACAGUGAUCAGGAGUCCGGUGUGGAGGACUUAAGCUGUAGGUCCCCAAGUGGAGGUGGCUGCUUGCAGAGUGAAGACAGUGGCAAGGAUUCAGAUGAGGCUGUGUUUCUGGCGGUCUGAAAUACCUUCACAACAGCAAGGAUGCAGAUGAAGCUGAGUCUUUCAUAGACUGGAAUGCCAUCCUUUCAUCAGAUGAAGAAUGCGAGCGGUCUGUGGCCUAAAGAAAUAAUCCAAAGAAAGGGAACUGUGCAAUUGUGUAAGUAAAGAUCUAAGCAGAACAAGCCAUUAUUAGUUCUAAGACACACUGCUAAAGAAAGGUAUUCUCUACUGUUCUAAAUUAUUUAGUUAAGCCAAUGUGGUUUUUAUCACUGCUGUACAUAAUUACUCCUUACAUCAUAUAUUUCCAUAAUUAUUUAUUGUAUGAAACAAUAGUUCUUCUCCAAAGAUGUAGAAUUCCAAAGUACUCUCUCACACCUAGGAGCAAGGUCAAAGAUUCAGUAGUGUUAGUCUUACUGGUGAAUCAGUCAAAUUUUUUUUUUGAUAGAGCUCUUUCACCUUCAGCUAUCUUCUGUAUAUGCUUCACUUUUGUUUUCAUGAGAGUCAAGUUCCAAUGUUGGAAUUGAAUUCCAACAAUUAUUUACAUAUUCUGCUACUAGAAUCCUAUGUGGCAAAGGAGAAUUAACAAAUGGACAUGCUCAUGUAGGAGACAAACAAAACUUGGAUCCUGUGAAAAUAUCUUUUAGCAAGCAGCUGCUGCUACUGCUCCACAGGAAUGCGUUUGUAUCCAACUCUCAACCAGUGUUGAAAGUUCAGUCAUUCCUGUGAGCAGAACUUCCACAGCUGUUGAGGUAAAGCAUUAGAAAAUGACAGGUAGAGUUUGCUCUACCAGCUAUGUUUUGUUCUCAGGUUUGAUUGUUUAUAUCUUAUAUCCAUGCUCCAAACCACAUAUGUAAGAUGUAAAGCUAAAAUCUUGAAAGUGACAAACCCCCACAUUCUCCAGCCUGUCUUGAUUGUUACUUCAGUAUAUUCGAGGCACAUACACAGUAGAGCAUAGGGAACCCACUAUCACUUAUAAAAAUCGUUUAUGAAAGUGCCUCUCCAAAUCCAGAACUCAAGGAAGGUUAUACCCAUAAAUGAACUGCCAUCAAGAACAUUUCCUCCAAGUUUCUUGUUCAAAAUAAACCACAAGGGGAGUUAUUUUUUAAUCCUGACAGAAUCUCCCCUUUAGGAUUGGACAACCUGAAGAGAGCACUGGUAUGCUAAUUUGAGAAAAACACUGAUUCACCACAAGAGAAAGUUUAACCAUACUUGGUUUAAGAAUUUUCAAGAGUAGGAGUAAUAGAUUUCAUCAUCAUAGAUAUGGAAGCAAACCACUGAAAAAUAUUUAAAUUCUAGAAUAUUUUGAAACCGACUAAACAGCCUCCUGCAUCAGGAUGUAAUUCUUCUGGGAUUUUGGGUUGGAUAUUUUCUUUGGUUGGGUGAGGUGUUGUUUGGGUUGUUUUUCAUUUUGUUUUGAUUGAUUGUUUGCUUUGAAAUUAUUACAGGAAGCAGUUAAAAAUACAAUUCAUAUGGCUGCUCUUACAUGCUUGGAGGCAAUGUGGUGUUGAACUCUAGUAAAGCAAAACGGUAGGAACAGAAGUUUACUUUCAUUAAAUUUCAUCCUACUCCACAUACAGACAGGCAGAAGUAAGUUCUAUAAAUAUACCUCAGUUUAGAGUUUCUAUUCAGUCUGCUUUUAUGGAAUGGGCUUUUCCUUCUGCUCUAUGAACUUAUCACUAAAAAUGAAUACAUAAACUUCAGUGUUACUAACAUCCUCUGAAGGGAGCUGCUGUCUUUGAGAAAGUAGGUCAAUUCUUAAUGUUAUUAAACACUGGACAGGUAAGAUCUUCAAUUUGACAAAUGGCUGUGGCUCAAUUGAAAUAAAUACAGCUAUAAUUUGUACCUUGUUGAGAAUCUUGCCUUCCAGUUUUUAACCUUUAUGGAUUUUUAAUAAUGUCCUGAUUUUAAUUGCACUUUCAAAAAAGGUUUCAUGUUUUAAACAUACCUUGUAAAAGUAGUGAUAUUAAGGGAGAAUUUUGAACAAGUUUUCUCAAAGUGAAGAAACAUUACUGUAAAAUCAGCAGCGAAAGCAAAAGGCAGAAAUAUUCUGCCUACAGAUGAGUUAGAAAAAGGGCAGUAUUAUUGCACAUCCUUAAAGUGUAAAAUUGUGCAUGAUGGUUUGGUGUCCUCUUAGACAUGCCUAGAAAUAAAUGCAGAGCAGCAAUAUAUGCAAACUGAAAGCACUGUCUUCAUGUCGCUUAUGCAACUCCUUGUGACUUACCUUUACGACUGACAUAUUAACAUACUAACUUUUUAUAUAAAGCCUUUAUUUAGCUGCCCUCUGUGAUGCAUUUUUUUAGUCCUUGGAAGUUUACCUUAGCUAUUACUGCUUUCAUUGUUAUGUAUGUAUUUGUGGCAGUAUUAACCUGCUGAAAAACAACUUCAAAUAAACAUUUAGGUCAUUUAGUGUUA
Molecule: messenger RNA, 4555 nt
Organism: Pogoniulus pusillus (Red-fronted tinkerbird)
Lineage: Eukaryota; Metazoa; Chordata; Aves; Piciformes; Lybiidae
Gene: MTMR7
Product: myotubularin related protein 7
Exons: 14
Coding region: 185-2164 (659 amino acids)
Biological process (GO): phosphatidylinositol dephosphorylation
Cellular component (GO): membrane; cytoplasm
Molecular function (GO): phosphatidylinositol-3-phosphate phosphatase activity; phosphatidylinositol-3,5-bisphosphate phosphatase activity
Source: RefSeq, a predicted model, not a curated record